AUGUCUUACCAACAACAACAGUGCAAGCAGCCCUGCCAGCCUCCUCCUGUGUGCCCACCUCCACAGUGCCCAGAGCCUUGUCCUCCCCCACAGUGCCCAGAGCCUUGUCCUCCCCCAAAGUGCCCAGAGCCUUGUCCUCCCCCAAAGUGUCCAGAGCCUUGUCCUUCUCCACAGUGCCCAGAGCCUUGUCCUCCCCCAAAGUGCCCUGAGCCCUGCCCACCUCAGCCAUGCCAGCAGAAAUGUCCUCCUGUGUAA
This is a messenger RNA of Peromyscus californicus insignis, 255 nucleotides long. RefSeq names its product small proline-rich protein 2H. The transcript has a single exon. Bases 1 to 255 code for a protein of 84 amino acids. The record is from RefSeq and is a predicted model, not a curated record. Gene Ontology annotation, cellular component: cornified envelope. Lineage: Eukaryota; Metazoa; Chordata; Mammalia; Rodentia; Cricetidae.